Molecule: messenger RNA, 892 nt
Organism: Odobenus rosmarus divergens (Pacific walrus)
Lineage: Eukaryota; Metazoa; Chordata; Mammalia; Carnivora; Odobenidae
Gene: MIMS2
Product: family with sequence similarity 210, member B
Exons: 3
Coding region: 15-593 (192 amino acids)
Cellular component (GO): mitochondrion
Source: RefSeq, a predicted model, not a curated record
CUUUGCCGCGCGCCAUGGCCGGGUUGCUGGCGCUGCUGGGUCCCGCGGGCAGGGUGGGCGCCCGGGUCCGGCCUCGCGCCUCCUGGCUCCUGGGCGCCGCCGCUCCCUACGCUCCGCGCCCCUUGUUGCUGCCGCUGCUCCAGCCCGGGCCGGACGCCCCGCUGCUACGCGCGGUCCGCGGGGACAGCUGCGGCCGCCAGGACCCCAGCAAAAUCACUGAGACACCAGCGCCGCCCGUCAGCAGCACAGGGGAAGAAAAGCAAAGCAAGUCACAGCAGCUUAGAAAGAUUUUUCAAGAGUAUGGUGCCGUUGGCGUGUCACUGCACAUUGGAAUCUCACUAAUCUCCUUGGGCAUAUUUUACAUGGUGGUUUCAAGCGGUGUGGACAUGUCUGCAAUCCUGCUUAAACUCGGAUUUAAAGAGUCACUGGUGCAGUCGAAAAUGGCGGCGGGCACAAGUACCUUUGUGGUGGCCUACGCCAUCCACAAGCUGUUUGCCCCGGUGCGAAUCAGCAUCACCUUAGUGUCUGUGCCCUUCAUUGUCAGAUAUUUUCGCAAAGUGGGAUUUUUUAAACCUCCAGCUGCAAAGCCUUGAUGAUCUCUUCAAACCUAUUUCUUUUAAAUAGAAAUUCUGGGUUAGUUUUAGGAUAGAGCUUUUCUGGGGGGCGGGGAGGGUGGGGACAGGAAGCUAAUUGCUAUGUUCUGGUAAAGUUUUACCUUUGGCAACAAAAUUCAGGUUCUUUUAAUAAUUGUAAUUAUUUUGCUUUACAAAUGUAGUUAAUGCUAUUCAUCAUAGGGCUUAUAUGCAUAAUCUAAAAUGUCAGCAAAACAUCACAAGUUGAGUUGUCAUCUCAAACGAAACUGUUAGCCUACAAAACGCUCCUUCUGGAAGAU